Messenger RNA from Maniola jurtina (meadow brown), 4997 nucleotides. RefSeq names its product sterol regulatory element-binding protein cleavage-activating protein (gene SCAP). Bases 541 to 4680 code for a protein of 1379 amino acids. Gene Ontology annotation, cellular component: endoplasmic reticulum membrane; Golgi membrane. Gene Ontology annotation, biological process: SREBP signaling pathway. Lineage: Eukaryota; Metazoa; Arthropoda; Insecta; Lepidoptera; Nymphalidae. The transcript has 18 exons. Gene Ontology annotation, molecular function: sterol binding; protein binding. The record is from RefSeq and is a predicted model, not a curated record.
GCACGAAAAAUAUUUGUGAUAUUAGGUUAUUUAUAUGGCCGUGGGGUCAGCACAGAUUAAUAGAGGAUAGCGUAGAUUUUUGCCGCCUUGUGGUUUGUUAUGGCAUAAUGUCGUUCGCGGUACUUUGGUACAAUACUGGUGGUGUUAGGCUGAAUUGUGAUCCCAAAAAAAAUAAUGCAAAUUCAGACCAUUCAGACAAUCUUAACAAUUUUAUCCAAAUGAUAACCACAACUUUCAAUCCAAGGGAAAUCUUUUUGUCGAGUCUGACGUCUGUACUUUGCUUCUGGAAAGUGGAAUUUUGUACCAGCAAGUAUCAGUGGAUGUAGCGGUAUUAUGUCGAUACAAUAUGCACUGUGUUAUGCACAAUAUCAAAGUAAUCUCUCUUGCAAGUGGACAUGCAAUCAUCCGUGAUAUUUUCUACUUUAAUAACCUAAUUACGGACAAACACCGCUUGUACUUUGUGUGUGACGUGAACAAAUGUGCAAUGGGCUCGUAAAUUUCUUAAUUAAACAACGCAGUUUCUAAGACUCGGUAUCAACAAUGGCAUUACCAGAAAGGGUAGCACAGAUUUACUAUACCUACGGCCUGUUCUGUUCGUCGUACCCCUAUUUAGCUAUAACAUUAGCGCUUUCAGUUGUUUUACUAUGCUGCUUUCCACUGUUAAAUGUGCCUCUGCCUGGAAACAUACCGACUGUAGUAAACAUGCAUCUAAAGAAUCCCCAAAUAAAUCCUGAUUGUAAUGCAAAAAACUGUCUGAUACCAGAAACACCAUUUCAAUUAGACUUAUUGCACAAUGAAACACAAAAACUUCCAUAUGUGUGGGUGAAAGACAAACCAUUGCUUUACAUUCAUCAAAUAAUAAUAAGAAUUGGUGUGUCUCCAUGGAAUAACAACCUUAAAAUGUGGGAUGCUUUUCGAGCACCUCUCCAAGAAGUCUUUAGAUUAUUGGAAACAAUUCGGAAUCAUGAAGAUACUGUAACAAAGAAAACCUUAUUGCAACACUGUUAUCAAAUAGAGGGCAUGAAGCGACGAGACAGCAAGGCGAGUGUGGAAAGAGUGUUGCCAGAAUAUAGCUGCCUCCUUCUGUCGCCAGCGAAUCUCUGGCAACAGAAUCUUCAAUCAUUUUCUUUAGAUGCCAACAUUGUCAAUACCAUUUUCAACUACCAGAAUCUCCAAAAAGGCAAAGUGUCUAUAGCGGAAAUGGCGUUCGGUAUGCACCUGCGUGACACGGGAAUAAAACGGUAUCCAUUGCGGGCUCGUCCAAGAGUCUUACAAUACGCUGUCACUAUAUUUUACCGACAUGCGGACCAAAGAUACAUAAAUUCACUUUCGAAAAAGUUAAGGGAGAUUUACCCUCUGUAUCAAGAUUCACCGCAAGCGCACUCCGAAGAAGUGACACUCGUCUAUUUUCCUGGUCAGUUCAAUUACCAUGAACUAGUACCUCUAAUGAUCGCCUUUGUUGGAUUAUUCCUCUAUGUCUACUUCUCCGUGCGAAAAAUAGAAUUCAUUAAAUCCAAACUUGGACUCGCAGCAUCCGCUGUGCUUACUGUAGCCGGGAGUCUAUCUAUGUCGAUGGGGCUAUGCUUUUACUUUGGAUUCUCUUUAAGCUUACAAGGAAAAGAAAUAUUUCCUUAUCUGGUGAUCAUCGUUGGACUAGAGAAUGUCCUCGUAUUGACGAAAAGCGUAACGUCCACCGAUACCAGACUAGACGUCAAAAUUCGACUCGCCCAAGGCCUAAGCAAAGAGGGCUGGUCGAUUACCAAAAAUUUGCUCACAGAGAUCACUAUUCUUACAGUCGGUCUCUUUACAUUUGUUCCUUUUAUUCAAGAGUCCUCAAUAUUUAUGAUCGUGAGUCUUAUUUCUGACUUUUUCAUUCAAAUGACGUUUUUCGCAACAAUAUUAGGCAUAGAUGUGAGGCGAAUGGAAUUUUUUCCUGACCAAAACUCCAAAUUACAUUUGAAAGACUACUUUAACGCGAAUAAUGCGUUUAACUGGCAAUUUAACACAGGAUAUAUGGACGAUACAAAUAUUUCACCUCAAAGAAUGAAAAAGUCUAAAUCGCAUCCAAGAUUGAAUGGUUUGGCUCAGAAUAGCCCCACAGAUGUCAUAGCCAAAAGAAACUCUAGUCCGGGAGGACAAGAGCAGCGAGUUCCGAAACGAAUACGACUUGUUAAUAUGUGGGCAAGGACAAGGUUCUUUCAGAGAGCUUUCAUGCUAUGGAGACUUGUUUGGAUAUCUAUGAUAGUAUAUAACUCUGGUGUGGUGGAUUACUUUAUCACACCCGUGGAAAAAUCAGACAGCAGUCCAGAGCAUCGUUCCAAUAACAACAAAACGAGUGAAUGGAAGCAGUCAGUGAAUAUGAAUUACAACAACAGUGCGCGACAACCAUUAGUGUUUUCUCCCUUACUGGAAACUACAACAGAUAAAACAGUUGUCGAGGCAAAUGAUACCAUUCUCUUGAAACAUUCGCCACAUUACAGAACAUCUUCAAGACUGCCGCCGUACCAUUGGUCUUCGAUUCUCUCGCAAUACAACGAGUCAGUAGCAGGACGUUACGUGGUGGUGCUCCCUCCGGUAUUAGUGAGCCAUCGCAUAGGUCCGGAGUUAGCGACGGGGUUACGUCACCCGGAUGAAAGAGAUCCACCUCCUUUGCGCUGGCAAGCCCUGGCAGCGGCCCUGGAUCCAAUUGAUAUUUUACCCGAAUUCGACUUGAUUGACACUAAAACACAGGCGCACCAAUGGGGCAAAGGGCCAGAGCUUCCAAUAUAUCCCACUACUCCCAUGGAAAUAUUGCUUCUCGCCAUCCUUUGCACCAUCAGCAUAGCUGUCAUCGGCUACAUGAUGGUGGUGCUUUAUAGGUGCAUUUGCUCAAAACACUACGCGGAAUGGCGUGCCUCGUGGAACGAAGAUAGUGAAUACAAGAAAAUUAUAGCAAACCAACCAGCUGUUCAGUUGGUUAUGGAAGCCGUACCCUUAGUAGUGGCAGGUCACAGUCAAGAAGUGGAAUGCCUGGUGACCGAUGGCGAGAAAGUCGUCAGUUCAUGCCUUCAAGGUAACAUCAAAGUAUGGGACUCGCUCAAUGGAGAAAUCAUCACGAACAUUGACCGAAGCGCGUACUUCAAAUUACAAAUGGAAUUGUAUGAAAAAGUCGCCCCCAGGAGAAGUUCCAUUAGUGAACAACAAAUUACAAUUGAAUCGUGUAAUUGCCCAGAUUUAGCAGCUCAACCAAUAUACGAUAAUGUUCCGAGACUUCGAAGAGGACUAAGUAGCCAUCUUCGAAAUCUGCAAUUUCAAUCUAACAACAGAGAUUCAUCAUAUCUUUCUCCAGUAGAAAACACCAAAUAUCAGUUUGCAAAGGCCUACAGAGACCUCUAUUACACCGACCAAAGUGACAUGUACGAAGUGAACGAAAGAACAAAUACAGACUUAAUUAAUUUAAAUGUAGGCAAACAAGAUUUAAAUCUAAGUAUUGUAAAGGACAAUAAGAGUGAUAUAAGUACAAUAGCAGUGAACAGUUGUGACAAUUCUCUAGGUAGCUUGAGAAAUAGAGGUGGCAGUAGAAUAAGUGUUAGAACUAACUGUGAUAUGGAGAGUGCGGCAAAUUCCAACUGGCGAGCGAGAGCUAUGAGUGAAUCUCCGGUGUGGUGUAUGGACUUUUGUAACAACCUCAUCGUUUUGGGUUGUUCCGAUGGCAGGUUGGAGUUUUGGGAGGCAAGCACUGGAAAAUUAAUAUGUGUCUGGUGGUUCGCCGAGAGGCAUUCGAGCGGUAAGGGCGUGACACACGUGCGCGCUCUGUCGGGUGCGCGUAAAGUGUGUGCUGCGUCCCUUUCUGGCCACCUCACUCUACUACGGCUGGAUGCAUACAAUGCAAGAUCUGGCGCGCACGUUGACUGGCGGUUUAGCACAGCACAUCGACGAACACACAAGCGGACUGGUUCUGCGGAGUCAUUAGGAAGCUCACACGGCAUGGACGAACACAGAGGACGAAUGAGCUUCUCAUACGACGCGGACAGCGACAGCGAUGAGGUAGUAUGCGUUCCUACCGCGCAUUGCAGACCGCAUCAGCAACCAAUCACAGAGAUGCACUGUGACGGCGGCCGCAUUCUUACUGGAGGACAAGAUCACGUAGUAAAGGUGUUCUCUAGUGCGGAAUUGACACCGCUGUUUACUCUCCACGGCCAUUGCGGGCCCAUCACUAGUUGUUUCAUCGAUCACGCUACACCUACGAUAGCGGGUAGCGGGUCACAGGAUGGUUUACUUUGCGUCUGGGAUCUGCAUACAGGUGCCUGUGUAUACAGCAUGCAAGCGCAUGACGGCGCGGUAACAUCACUAGCCUACACCGCUUCUUACGUGGUAUCGGCAGGUUCUGACGAACGUUUGUGCAUCUGGGACCGCUUCCAAGGCCACAUGCUCAACUCAAUACACAUCGGUCUCAACUACAUGAGUCGAAUGCUACCUUUAACACAUACUCUCCUAGUAAUAGGAGACAGAAGCGGUUUAACUACGUACGAUUUAAGCAGCGGUGACGUCAUCCGACGAGUACUUUUCGGUCAAAGCGACGGUUGUAUAUUCGUGCGGCAAAUAUUACCAUUAAAAGACGCUAUAGUGUGCGACUAUGCAAACCAACUUCGCAUAGUGCGGUUCCCGCUUGUAUCGAAGUUCGAUAUGAAGAAUGAAUAACAUCAUAUUUCUAUGGGCUUCUAAGGAUAUAACUAUUCAGUAAUUACAGAUCUUUUAAAGCGACGCUAUGCAAAAUUAAAUAAUUAGAAAAUUCUGUAGUGCCAAUUCGUUUCUAAAUUCACAGCUUUAAAAGUAGUGCUGUCUUAUCCUGAUGGAACAUUAUGGAACAUAUCGCUACUUUAGCACAUAUUCAAAAGAUGUUCGAACGAGUUAGCACCAACUUUUUACAAAAAGCAUUUCCGCUUUCUACAAAACGCUUUUCAAAUUAAUAUCACGUAGGAUAUCACAAUAUCAAUAUUAAGUUAAAUAUAUGCACU